Cyphomyrmex costatus is the source of this 962-nucleotide messenger RNA. RefSeq names its product oogenesis-related protein sosie (gene sosie). The record is from RefSeq and is a predicted model, not a curated record. The coding region runs from base 189 to 698 and encodes 169 amino acids. NCBI's taxonomy places the organism in Eukaryota, Metazoa, Arthropoda, Insecta, Hymenoptera, Formicidae. The transcript is spliced from 5 exons.
CAUACUAGUAUUCCGCGUAAGUGGAUCGAAAGUGCGAAGAACAAUCUCAUCUAACUUUGUCGUCGUGGGUUCAGCCAGACUUUCAUCGGAGUGAUCUGGUAUAUUGUAAGCCGAGAUUAAUUCGUUAGAAAGACAAAGCGAAUAGUUUGGGGUGAAAAAAUCGAGACCGAGAGACCAUAAAAAGUGAAAUGAGUCUCAAACUAAUCCUGUCUGUUCUAUUGGUCAUAUCAAUCUUUUCGCCACCGAUGUCCGCUGCCCUUACAACUUUUGGGAAGAGCAAUCCACAGAAUCAAAACACGAAUCAAAACUCGAAUCCACCGCCGCCACCUACACCAACUGGUAAAGCUCGCGAAUGUAAGAUGGAAAGCGACUGUGCUGCAAUUCAAAAUACAACAUGCAUAGCGGAUGCCCGAGAUGGAAGAACUCGAUGUCUUUGCGCUGAUUAUACAGCACCACUUAAUGGUGUAUGUACUAAUAAACACAAAGCUCUUCAUACAUCUUGCAAUUCCGAUGCAGAAUGCAUAGACGAUGCCCAAUGUGUAGUUCGUGACAGCGCAUUGGGAAGACGAUGUUAUUGCGAAGAAGGAUUUUACGAAAAAUCUUUCAUGUUUUGUAACGGUUGCUCAUCCAUCUCUACGUUGCAUACAAUGAUUCCUUUGGCUGCGUCGCUCGUGCUUGGAAGACUUAACUACAUCUAAAAUAUUCAAUCUUUUAAAGAAUUGUCUUGAACUUCUGAGUUUGUAUGAUAACCCACAGUAGAGAAACAUUAUAAUUCUUCGAACCAACGAAUCAAAGAGAAGUCGCUUAGAAGCACAUAUCAAUAAACAUGUUUAGUUCAAGGAAAGAGUAAAAAGUACGAAUACAUUUCAGAACGGUAAUGCACAUUUAUGUGUCAAACAACUAUGAACUAUGAGAUAACCCUUCCUUAUAUGCAGCAUUCCAAUAGUCGCGCACUUUUUCUU